Messenger RNA from Budorcas taxicolor (takin), 9243 nucleotides. It is a transcript of the gene LAMA1, whose product is annotated as laminin subunit alpha 1. The record is from RefSeq and is a predicted model, not a curated record. Lineage: Eukaryota; Metazoa; Chordata; Mammalia; Artiodactyla; Bovidae. The transcript is spliced from 63 exons. Gene Ontology annotation, molecular function: signaling receptor binding; extracellular matrix structural constituent. The coding region runs from base 1 to 9243 and encodes 3080 amino acids. Gene Ontology annotation, biological process: blood vessel morphogenesis; regulation of cell adhesion; axon guidance. Gene Ontology annotation, cellular component: basement membrane.
AUGCGUGACGGCGGCGCGGGGCUGGCGCUCCUGGCCUCGCUGCUCUGGGUCUCCGCCCAGGGCCAGCAGAGAGGCCUGUUCCCUGCCAUCCUCAACCUUGCCAGCAAUGCACACAUCAGCACCAAUGCGACCUGCGGGGAGAAGGGGCCAGAGACGUACUGCAAGCUGGUGGAGCAUGUGCCUGGGCGGGCCAUGCGCAAUGCCCAGUGCCGGGUCUGCGAUGGCAGCAGUGCCAACCCCAAAGAACGGCAUCCGAUAUCCAACGCCAUUGACGGCACCAAUAACUGGUGGCAGAGUCCUAGUAUUCAGAACGGGAGAGAGUACCACUGGGUCACGAUCACGCUGGACCUGAGGCAGGUCUUCCAGGUCGCUUAUGUCAUCAUCAAGGCAGCUAAUGCCCCUCGGCCUGGAAACUGGAUCUUGGAACGUUCAGUGGAUGGUGUCGAGUUCAGCCCCUGGCAGUACUAUGCAGUCAGUGACACAGAAUGUUUGACGCAUUACAACAUCACUCCGAGACGGGGGCCGCCCACCUACAGGGCGGAUGACGAAGUCAUCUGCACCUCCUAUUACUCCAGACUGGUGCCACUUGAGCACGGAGAGAUUCACACAUCGUUAAUCAAUGGCAGACCAAGCUCUGAUGAUCUUUCACCCAAGUUGCUGGAUUUCACUUCUGCACGAUACAUCCGCCUGCGUUUACAGCGCAUCCGAACCCUUAACGCCGAUCUUAUGACCCUCAGCCACCGGGACCCUAAAGACCUGGACCCUAUUGUUACCAGACGAUAUUAUUAUUCAAUAAAAGACAUUUCUGUUGGAGGAAUGUGUAUCUGUUACGGCCAUGCUAGUAGCUGCCCAUGGGAUGAAGCUACAAAGAAGUUCCAGUGUCAGUGUGAACAUAACACAUGUGGGGACAGAUGCAAUCGAUGCUGCCCUGGGUACCACCAGCAGCCUUGGAGACCUGGCACUGUUUCUUCCGGGAACACGUGUGAAGAAUGCAAUUGCCACAAUAAAGCCAAAGACUGUUACUAUGAUGAAGAUGUGGCCAAUCAGAGGAGAAGCCUGAAUAUUGCUGGACAGUUUAGAGGAGGAGGGGUUUGCAUCAGCUGCCUGCAGAACACCAUGGGUGUCAACUGUGAAACCUGUGUGGAUGGAUUUUACAGACCCCAUGGGGUGUCUCCUUAUGAGGACAACCCUUGUCGCCCCUGUGACUGUGACCCUCUGGGGUCCCUCAGUUCUGUCUGUGUUAAGGAUGACCUUCACUCUGACUUACACAGAGGGAAGUGGCCAGGUCAGUGUCCAUGCAAGGAAGGUUAUGCGGGAGAAAAAUGUGAUCGCUGCCAAUUUGGCUAUAAGGGUUACCCGGAGUGUGUGUCCUGUGACUGCAACCCAGCUGGCAGCGUGAAUGAGGAACCCUGCUCUGAGUCUUGUCUCUGUAAGGAAAAUGUUGAGGGGAGUCACUGUGAUCACUGCAAGCCAGGAUUCUAUAACUUGGAGGAAAGGAACCCGCAGGGCUGCUCCGAGUGCUUCUGCUUUGGCGUCUCUGACGUUUGUGAAAGCCUCUCCUGGCCCGUCAGUCAGGUGAAAGAUAUGUCCGGGUGGCUGGUCACCGACUUGGUCAGUUCCAACCAGAUCCGGUCCCAGCAGGAUGCGCUGGGUGGACGUCACCAGAUCAGCAUCAACAACUCGGCGGUGGAGCAGAGGCUGACCUCCCAGUACUACUGGGCGGCCCCGGAAGCCUACUUGGGAAACAAGCUGACGGCCUUUGGUGGAUUCCUGAAGUACACAGUGUCCUACGAGGUCCCAGUGGAAGCGGUGGAUGGUGACCCCCUGUCUCACGCUGACGUCAUCAUUAAGGGAAACAGAAUCACUUUAAGCACCCAGGCUGAGGGCCUGCUGUUGCAGCCGUACGAAGAGUACUUGAACGUGGUUAGACUGCUGCCAGAGAACUUCCGAGAUUUCAAGAGCAAGAGGGAAAUAGAUCGCGACCGGCUGAUGACCGUCCUCGCCAAUGUGACCCAUCUCUUGAUCAGAGCCAACUACAACUCUGCUAGGACAGCUCUUUACAGGUUGGAUUCUGUCUCUCUGGACGUGGCCAGCCCUAACGUCAUAGACCUGUCCCUGGCCACGCAGGUGGAGCACUGCGAGUGUCCUCAGGGCUAUGCGGGCAUCUCCUGCGAGUCCUGUCUUCCUGGCUAUUACCGCGUGGACGGAAUACUUUUCGGAGGAAUCUGUCAGCCCUGUGAAUGCCACGGCCAUGCGGCCGAGUGUGAUGUUCAUGGUGUCUGCUUUGCCUGCCAGCACAACACCGCUGGGGACCACUGCGAGCGCUGUCUGCCCGGCUUCUAUGGGCUGCCUUCCCGAGGAACCCCCGGGGACUGCCAGCCCUGUGCUUGCCCGCUCUCCACGGCCUCCAACAAUUUCAGCCCCACCUGCCACCUGGAUGAUGGGGACGAAGUGGUGUGUGACCAGUGUGCCCCAGGAUACACGGGGGAUUGGUGCGAGAGAUGUGCAGACGGUUACUAUGGAAACCCAACAGUACCUGGAGACUCCUGCGUCCCAUGUAACUGCAGUGGCAACGUCGACUUCUUGCAGCCUGGAAGCUGUGAUUCCGUCACCGGAGAAUGCCUGCGAUGCCUUGGGAACACUGACGGCCCUCACUGUGAGAGGUGUGCUGACGGUUUCUAUGGGGAUGCGGUGACGGCGAAGAACUGCCAUGCCUGUGAAUGUCAUGGCCAAGGCUCCCUUUCUGCCGUCUGCCACCCGGAAACUGGACUCUGUGAGUGCAAACCAUACGUGACCGGACAACGAUGUGACCAGUGCUUGUACGGCUACUACGGGCUGGACUCGGGGCUCGGAUGCCUGCUGUGUAACUGCAGUGCCGGCUCCCUGUCGGAUGACUGCACGCCGGAAGGCCAGUGUCUCUGCGUCCCGGGUGUGGCCGGGGAGAAGUGCGACAGGUGUGCCCGUGGCUUCUAUGCCUACCAGGACGGCGGCUGUACACCCUGCGACUGCGCUCACACCCAGAACACCUGUGACCCAGAGACCGGGCAGUGUGUGUGCCCGCCUCACACGCGGGGUGCAGUGUGCGAGGAGUGUGCAGACGGACACUGGGGCCACGACCCAGAGCUCGGAUGCCAGGCCUGUAAUUGCAGCAGUGUGGGGUCAGCCAGCCAGCAGUGUGAUGUAGUCACUGGCCACUGCCCCUGUAAGCCUGCAUUCGGUGAACGGGCCUGCGACCAGUGCUCCCCAGGGUACAAAGGCUUCCCCAACUGCGUGGCCUGUGACUGUGACCCGAGGGGGACCCUGGCCGACACCUGUGACCAGGAGCAGGGUCUCUGCAGCUGUGCCCAGGAAACCGGAGCCUGCUCUUGCAAGGAAAAUGUCGCUGGUCCUCAGUGCGGUGAGUGCCGAGCUGGCACCUUUGCUCUGGACGAGGCGGACCCUCGGGGAUGCACGCCCUGCUUCUGCUUCGGGCUGUCACAGCUGUGCUCGGAGGCCGAGGGCUACGUGAGGACGCCGGUGACGCUGGGCUCAGAUCAGCCUCUCCUGCGUGUGGUUUCUCAGAGUAACCUCAAGGGCACGACCGAGGGGGUGUACUACCAGGCCCCUGAUUUCCUGCUGGACGCCGUGACCGUCAGGCAGCAGGUCCACGCGGAGCCGUUUUACUGGCGGCUGCCUGGGCAGUUUCAGGGAGACCAGCUCCUGGCCUACGGCGGCACACUGCGCUACAGCGUGGCCUUCUAUGCUUCUGAUGGGAUCGGCACCUCCAACCUGGAACCUCAGGUGCUCAUCAAAGGAGGCCGGACCAGGAAGCAGGUCAUCUACGUGGACGCGCCAGCCCCCGAGAACGGAGUGAGGCAGGAGCAGGAAGUGGGGAUGAAAGAGAAUUUUUGGAAGUAUUUUAACUCUGUUUCUGAAGAACCUGUCACACGCUCAGAUUUUAUGUCUGUUCUUAGCAACAUUGAGUACAUCCUCAUCAAAGCCUCUUAUGGCCAAGGAUUACAGCAAAGCAGAAUCUCAAAUAUUUCAAUGGCGGUCGGCAGAAAGGCGGAAGAGUCACACGCAGGCAGGGAGGUGGCCCUCCUGUUAGAGAAGUGUGUCUGUCCUCCUGGCAUGGCUGGACUCUCGUGUCAGGACUGCGCACCUGGUUACCACAGAGGGAAGCUUCCGGAAGGUGAUGGCAGGAGAGCACGCCCUCUGCUGGCCCCGUGUGUGCCCUGCAAUUGCAACAACCACAGUGACACCUGUGACCCGGAAACUGGGAAGUGUCUGAACUGUGGCCACAACACCACUGGCGACCACUGUGACACGUGUGCCCCUGGGUACUAUGGGAAGGUGACCGGCUCGGCCAGUGACUGCUCUCUGUGUACCUGUCCUCACAGCCUGCCGGCCAGCUACAGUCCCACUUGCGUCUUGGAAGGCGAUCAUGAUUUCCGAUGCAAUGCCUGUUUUGUGGGUUAUGAAGGACAGUAUUGUGAAAGGUGCUCAUCCGGUUACUAUGGGAACCCUCGGAUGCCAGGCGGCACUUGCCAGAGGUGUGACUGCAGCCUGCACGGCUCUGUCCACGGCGACUGUGACCGUGGGUCCGGGCAGUGCGUCUGCUGGCCGGGGGCCACAGGGCUCCGCUGCGGGGAGUGUGAACCAAGGCACAUUUUGGUGGAAAGCGACUGUGUGUCCUGUGAUGAUGACUGUGUGGGUGUCCUGCUGAAUGACUUGGCCCACGUUGGGGAUGCCAUCCUGUCUGUGAACCUCACCAGCACCAUCCCUCUCCCAUAUGGGGUUUUGUCAGACCUGGAAAGUAGAACGAAGUCUCUCCGGGACUCUUUAUUAAAAGAAAAUAUGCAAAAAGAACUGGUGAAAAUUCAACUUGAAGGCGUCUCAGAACAAACGGAGGACCUACAAAGAGAACUUGACAGAGUGUUGACUCGUAGUGAGCAGGUGACCAGGGCCACAGAAAGAAUCCUGGACAAGAGUGUGGACCUCAUUAAGUUGACCGAGAAGCUGCAGACAGACAUUGAAGAAAUGAUCGAAAAGGCUACGACUCUAAAUCAGACGCUGGAUAACGAUGUCCAGCUGCCCAGCUCUACCCUUCAGGACAUGCAGGGGAACAUCACGGCUUUGCUGGAAGUCCUACGGAAAAGGCGGUUCCUGCCGCUGCACCAAAACGCCACCCUGGAACUCAAGGCUGCCGAAGAUUUAUUGUCACAAAUUCAGGAAAAUUACCAGAAGCCACAGGAAGAGUUGGCGGUGUUAAAAGAAGCAGUAAGCAGCCUCCUUUCAACACACAACAGUGAUGUGCGGGCUGCAGAAGAGCUCCUGAGAGAAGCAGAGAUGAAGACCCAGGAGAGUGGUCACCUGCUGCUCCUCAUUGGCGCCAACCUGCGAGAGUUCAACGAGAAGAAGCUGCGUGUUCAGGAAGAACAGAACUUGACAUCAGCGCUGAUUGCCGAAGGAAGGGGACUGCUGGAUGCGGCCGCUGUUCCUGCAAACGCAUCGGGGGAGGCUCUCGCGCAACUAGAGCAACACCGGGACGAGCUGCUACUGUGGACUGCCCAAAUCAGGCGCCACGUGGAUGACCUGGUCAUGCAGAUGUCUGAAAAGAGAGCGCUGGAGCUUGUGUACAGGGCGGAGGAUCACGCUGCUGAGCUGCAGAGACUGGCAGGUGCUCUGGACAGUGGCCUUGGGAAUGUCAGGCAUGUGUCCCUGAAUGCCACCAGCGCAGCCCACGUCCACUCCAACAUCCGGAGCCUGAUUGAGGAAUCAGAGAGGUUGGCGACAGAUGCACUCAGAACUGUGAAAGAGGCGAGCACGGCUUCCGAAUCUCUUGUUUCUAAUGGGAGAGUGGCCCUCCGGCGUAGUUCCGAGUUUCUCAAAGAAGGCAACCGCCUGAGCAGAAAGCAUCGAGGUAUCACAUUGGAACUGAGUAGAUUGAAAGAUACUGCAAAGAGAUUUCAAGAGGAUGCUGAUAAAAUUACCAGGCAGACCAACGAAUCACUCUUGAUACUUAGAGCAAUUCCUGAAGGUGUCAGAGACAGAGGAGCCAAAGUCAAAGGCCUGGCCAUGUCUGCAAACCAGAGCGCCACCAGCACACUCAAGAAUGUCAUGGGGCUCAGUCAGAAGCUGUUGAACACGUCCACUGACCUGUCCAGGGUUAAUGCCACGUUACAGGAAACAGACGAACUCCUACGAGACUCCUCGAUGACCACUUUGUUAGCUGGAAGAAAAGUCAAAGAUGUGGAAACACAAGCCAACCUCUUAUUGGAUCGGCUGAAGCCUCUGAAAACGUUAGAAGAGAACCUGAGCAGAAACCUGUCAGAAAUCAAACUGCUGAUCAGCCAGGCCCGGAAACAAGCCGCGUCUAUCAAAGUUGCUGUGUCUGCAGACCGAGACUGUAUCCGGGCCUACCAGCCCCAGAUUUCUUCUACCAACUACAACAGCCUAACGCUCAACGUGAAGACAAGUGAACCCGACAACCUUCUCUUCUACCUGGGCAGCAGCACUAGCACUGAUUUCCUGGCAGUGGAGAUGCGGCGAGGAAAAGUGGCCUUCCUCUGGGAUUUGGGCUCUGGAUCAACACGCUUGGAAUUUCCAGACUUCCCAAUUGAUGACAACAAGUGGCACAGCAUCUAUGUGACCAGGUUUGGAAACAUUGGUUCAUUGAGUGUAAAGGAAAUGAGUGCAGCUCAAAAGCCUCCACCAAGAACAAGUAAAUCCCCUGGAACAGCCAAAGUUCUGGAUGUAAACAACUCAACCAUGAUGUUUGUUGGAGGGCUUGGUGGACAGAUCAAGAAGUCUUCUGCCGUGAAGGUUACUCAUUUUAAAGGCUGCAUGGGAGAAGCCUUCCUGAAUGGACAAUCGAUCGGCCUGUGGAACUAUAUUGAGAGGGAGGGGGAGUGCCACGGCUGCUUCGGAAGCUCCCAGGAUGAAGAUGCCUCUUUCCAUUUUGCUGGGAGUGGAUAUUCUGUCGUGGAGAAGACUCUCCGGGCUACUGUGACUCAGAUAAUUAUGCUUUUUAGUACCUAUUCACCUAACGGGCUGCUUCUGUACCUGGCUUCAAAUGGCACUAAAGACUUUUUAUCCAUUGACCUGGUCGACGGCAGAGUCAGGGUGACAGUCGACCUAGGUUCUGGGCCCCUUGCUCUGAUUACCGACCGACGCUAUAAUAAUGGAACAUGGUACAAAAUUGCCUUCCAGCGAAAUAAAAAGCAAGGGCUCCUAGCAGUUAUUGAUGCUUAUAACACCACCUACAAAGAAACCAAGCAAGGGGAGACUCCAGGGGCGUCUUCUGACCUCAAUCGUCUGGAUAAGGAUCCAAUUUAUGUGGGUGGAUUACCGAGGUCGAGGGUGGUGAGGAAAGGUGUCUCCAGCAAGAGCUAUGUGGGCUGCAUCAAAAACCUGGAAAUAUCCAGAUCGACCUUUGAUUUACUCAGAAAUUCCUAUGGCGUGAGGAAAGGCUGUACACUGGAGCCCGUCCGAAGCGUCAGCUUCUUGAGAGGUGGCUACGUUGAAUUGCCACCCAAGUCUCUGUCACCAGACACGGAGUUGUUGGCAACAUUUGCCACCAGGAACAGCAGUGGCAUCAUCCUGGCUGCCCUGAGCCAGGGCGGUGAGAAGCCAGGUGAUCGGCAGGCCCGUGGGCCCUUCUGGUCCAUCAUGCUAAUUGAAGGCCACGUUGAAGUGCAUGUUAACCCUGGGGACGGAACCAGCCUGAGAAGAGCUCUCCUGCACGCUCCCAUGGGCACCUACAGUGACGGUCAAGAGCAUUCCAUCUCCAUGAUAAGGAGCGGAAGAGUUGUCACUGUUCAAGUGGAUGAGACAACUCCUGUGGAAAUGAAGCUGGGCCCGUCAGCAGAAAGCAAGACCAUAAAUGUGUCCAGCCUGUACGUUGGGGGCAUUCCAAAGGGUGAGGGGACACCUAUGCUCAAGAUGAGAAGCUCGUUCCACGGCUGUAUCCGAAACCUGGUCUUUAACAUGGAACUUCUGGAUUUCACCAGUGCCACCGACUAUGAACACGCAGACCUGGACUCCUGCUCACUCUCAGAGAGGCCAAAACUAGCUGUCUACCGAGAGGACGGAGAGCUCCCGCCAGAGCCCCAGCCUUUACCAAGUCCAGAACUGUGCGCCACGGAAAGCCCCCCAGAAUAUGUGCCCAACACCCACCAGUUCGGCCUCGCAGAAGGCAGCCACUUGGUGCUACCUUUUAACCAGCUGGCUGUCCGAAAGAGGCUCUCAGUUCAGCUGAGCAUCCGCACGUUCGCCUCCAGCGGCCUGAUGUACUACAUGGCUCACCAGAACCAGGUGGACUACGCCGCACUCCAGCUGCACGCGGGCCGCCUCCACUUCACCUUCGACCUUGGGAAGGGCAGGACCAAGGUCUCACACCCGGCACUGCUCAGUGAUGGCCAGUGGCACACGGUCAAGACAGAGUACUUUAAAAGGAGGGGCUUCAUGACAGUCGACGGCCAGGAAUCGCCCAUGGUGACCACGGUGGGAGAUGCCACCACGCUGGACGUGGAAGGAAAGCUGUACCUCGGAGGCCUCCCCUCUGAGUACAGGGCCAGAAACAUUGGAAACAUCACUCACAGCAUCCCUGCCUGCCUUGGGGAGGUGACAGUGAACGGCCAGAAGCUGGACACGGACAGCCCCGUGUCUGCAUUUGCAGUGACCAGGUGCUAUGCCGUGGCCCAGGAAGGAACUUUCUUUGAAGGCAGUGGAUACGCAGCCCUCGUCAGAGAAGGCUACAAAGUGCGAUCCGACGUGAACAUCACGCUGGAGUUCCGUACCUCAUCGGAGAACGGUAUCCUCCUGGGGAUCAGCAGCGCCAAAGUGGAUGCCAUUGGACUGGAGAUUGUAGAUGGAAAGCUCUUGUUUCACGUUAACAACGGUGCUGGGAGGAUAACAGCCACGUACGAGCCCAAAGCUCCCAGUAGGCUCUGCGAUGGGAGAUGGCACACCCUUCAGGCAAACAAGAGCAAGCAUCGAGUGGUUCUGAUUGUCGACGGGAACGCGGUUCGAGCAGAAAGUCCACACACCCAGUCCACCUCCGCUGACACCAAUGAUCCCAUUUAUGUUGGUGGCUAUCCUGCUGAUGUGAAGCAGAACUGCCUGAGCAGCCGGACCUCCUUCCGGGGCUGUGUGCGGAGGCUCACUCUGACUAAGGGCCUGCACGUGCAGUCCUUCGACUUGAGCACAGCUUUCGACCUGCAAGGAGUUUUCCCUCAUUCCUGUCCUGGGACUGAGUCCUGA